Molecule: messenger RNA, 4634 nt
Organism: Scaptodrosophila lebanonensis
Lineage: Eukaryota; Metazoa; Arthropoda; Insecta; Diptera; Drosophilidae
Product: RNA helicase aquarius
Exons: 8
Coding region: 16-4530 (1504 amino acids)
Biological process (GO): mRNA splicing, via spliceosome
Cellular component (GO): catalytic step 2 spliceosome
Molecular function (GO): helicase activity; mRNA binding
Source: RefSeq, a predicted model, not a curated record
UUUAGGUUUGCAAAAAUGAAACGAAGAAGCCAAACACAGGCAGAAAAGAAUGCUAUUAAAAAGACGAAAGAACAAACCGGUGCUCUAACCCUCUCACAGUUUAGUUCUGAUGUCAUUUGGCAGCUUUCAUCGCAAUACUGGUCGCCGGACACGAAAGCAGAGCAUCUGCCAUACAAUGCCGAUAUUAUAGAGCGCAUCUACGUCGAGGAAAUCACGGCCAGCAAAAACAGCUCCCGCCGUAUCAACAUGCUGGAAUUUAGCCAAUAUCUCGAGCAAUAUUUAUGGCCCAAUUACAAACGUGAGAAGGCUACGCACGCACACCUCAUGUCUAUUGUAGUGAUGGCAAAUGAGAAGUUCCGUGAACGCGUCGAGGUGUGGAGUGUGUUCGAGCAGCUGCCAGAUGAGUAUCCGGCUUUCUUUCGACACGUGCUGGAGUCAUGUUUGCCAAGGCAGGGCACUAAGGAAGCGAGCAGCACGUUACGCGAACGCACGGCAUUACUUAUGUUUUUAAAUCACUGCUUUAAUAGCAUGGAAAUCGAGCUAUGCCGAGAGCAAGCUAAGCGCCUGGUGUCCCUUUCCAUGUGGCACUGUCUACAGCCUCGUCGGCGGGAUCAGGAGCUGCGGGAAGUGCCGGAAUGGCGCAAGUAUUGGAAGCGCUUGCAAAAGAAAGAAGGGACGGAUCCAAAGCCUGAAUUGGUCUGGGAGCGCCAUUUUAUGCAGAAUCUAAUAGUCGACUUUCUGCAUAUUCUGGAACGCAUUCCUGCGCAGGGGGAACUUAACAGGAAUGUUGUACAUUAUUGUGAACGCUUUUUGGAGUUCAUUAUAGAUUUGGAGGCUUUGUUACCAACACGACGCUUCUUCAACACCGUACUGGAUGAUUGUCAUUUGAUUGUGCGUGCCCUGCUUUCGCCGUUGGUACAGCGGGAAGAAGGCAAACUAUUUGGACAGCUGCUGGACAUGCUCAAGUUCUAUACACGUUUCGAGAUAAAUGACGUCACCGGCAACUCAUUGACUGAUCAUGAUAUGACUCAAUUGCACUAUAAGAAGAUAACGUUGUUGCAACGUGCAGUGUUCGCCAAGUUUCCCACCUUGCGGAUAUUUGCAUUGUCUAAUGUGGCAACUGUGGACAACCGGGAUGCCUUGGAGAAGCAUUUCGGAGCACUAGAUGGGGAGGGCUUGAAGCAAAUUGCCUCUUUCCUCAAUCUAGUACCCGAUGACCUGCAAGAGCCGUACAAAUGGCAUCGGCUCGAUGAGCAAUUUCUACGUGAACUACUUAUAACUCGACACGAGAAGCGCUGCUCUCAAUUGGAGGCACUAAACGAGAUGCCUCUUUAUCCCACAGAAGACAUCAUUUGGGAUGAGAAUGUGGUUCCGUCGGAAUAUUACACAGGCGAGAAUUGUCUAGCCCUGCCCAAACUCAAUUUGCAAUUUCUCACCCUGCACGAUUAUCUGCUGCGCAAUUUCAAUUUGUUUCGUCUGGAGUCUACCUACGAGAUUCGCCAGGAUAUUGAGGAUGCCGUCAGUCGCAUGUUGCCCUGGCAGUCAGAGGACGGUGAUGUCGUAUUCGGAGGCUGGGCUCGCAUGGCCUUGCCCAUAGCCAGCUUUGCAGUGGUCGAGGUGGCCAAACCGCACAUAGGUGAGAAGAAGCCAUCGCGUGUGCGAGCAGACGUGGGUGUGACAUUGUCGGUUCGCCGGGAAAUCAAGGAGGAAUGGGAGAACUUGCGGAAGCAUGACGUUUGCUUUUUGAUAACGGUCAAGCCCACGCAGACAUAUGGCACCAAAUACAACUCGAGGGAGCCCUUCAUACCGCAGGUGGGCCUGGUUAACGUGCGUGGCUGCGAGGUGGAGGGCAUGCUUGAUGCCAAUGGGCGCGUGAUAGAGGAUGGACCCGAUCCCCGUCCACAACUACCUGGGGAGCAGCGCACCUAUCGUGUGUGGCUGGACUCCAAUCAAUAUCGCCAAGACAUGGACGCCCUACAAGAGGGAGCUGAUGAUGUAUACGAAUCGUUUAACAUUCUGAUGCGUCGAAAGCCCAAGGAGAACAAUUUUAAGGCCGUCCUGGAGACAAUUAGACAUCUGAUGAAUACCGAAUGUGUGGUUCCCCCUUGGCUGCAUGACAUACUGCUUGGCUAUGGUGAUCCUGCGGCUGCCCACUACAGCAACAUGCCCAAUCAGGAGCGUAGCUUGCAGUUCAACGACACAUUCCUCGACUAUGACCACUUGGCGUCCAGUUUCCCAACCUAUGAGAUAAAGUGUGAGGCACCAGAUGAAGCUCGCGUGCCACCCUAUCGCCUUAUUUUCGAGGAUGUGCCAGAGAAACGAAACAGCGAUGAGGAGGAAGACAACGAGGAAUUGCCAGAGGCCACCAGCAAAUCCAUUAUAGUCGAACCGUACAAGUAUGAUGCACGUGGACCUUAUCCCAGCGACAGGCCCAAGCAGAAUUGUAUACGCUUCACACCUACACAAAUAGAAGCUAUACGUGCUGGUAUGCAGCCGGGGCUCACUUUGGUAGUUGGUCCUCCUGGCACGGGCAAAACAGAUGUGGCUGUGCAAAUCAUCUCGAAUAUCUAUCACAAUCACCCUAAUCAACGCACCUUGAUUGUCACGCACUCUAACCAGGCGCUGAAUCAGUUGUUUGAGAAGAUUAUGGCUCUGGACAUUGAUGAGCGGCAUUUGCUGCGUUUAGGUCAUGGUGAGGAGGCACUGGAGACGGAGAAGGACUACAGUCGUUACGGACGUGUCAAUUAUGUGCUGGCCAAGCGCAUGGAUUUGCUCGCGAAAGUGCAGCGCUUGCAGGAGGCGUUGGAUGUGAGCGGCGACAACGCAUAUACCUGUGAGACGGCGGGUUACUUUUAUCUUUACAAUGUGAUGGCUAGGUGGGAGAAGUUUCUAAGUGUGGUCGCUGCACACAGUGAGGAGAGUGAUGUCGAGAAAUUGCUGGCAGUCUUUGAAAACGAAUUCCCAUUUAAAAAAUUCUUUGCGGAUGCGCCACAGCCACUGUUUAAGAGCAGCACCUAUGCGGAGUUGUUGGAAACAGCGCAGUCCAAUUUCCGAUACAUUUCGGACAUAUUUACAGAGCUGGAAGAAUUUCGCGCUUUCGAAUUGUUGCGCACAGGUCUGGAUAGAUCGAAAUACUUGCUAGUUAAAGAGGCAAAAAUUAUUGCCAUGACUUGUACGCAUGCGGCUCUAAAACGCAAGGAGCUGGUGAAUCUCGGCUUUCGAUACGACAACAUUCUCAUGGAGGAGUCGGCGCAGAUAUUGGAAAUUGAAACGUUUAUUCCACUAUUAUUGCAAAAUCCACUGGAUGGUCUGAAUCGGCUGAAGCGUUGGAUAAUGAUUGGCGACCACCAUCAGUUGCCGCCGGUCAUCAAGAAUAUGGCAUUCCAAAAGUAUUCGAACAUGGAGCAGAGUCUUUUCACGCGCCUUGUGCGUCUCGGUGUGCCAACCGUCGACCUGGAUGGACAGGGUCGUGCAAGAGCCAGCAUCUGCUCAUUGUACAAAUGGCGCUAUAAGAAACUGGAGGAUCUGCAGCACAUUUUCGAACGGGACGAAUACAAAAUGGCCAAUGCGGGCUUUGUGCACGACUACCAGCUGAUAAAUGUGGAUGACUUCAAAGGUGUAGGCGAAAGCGAGCCCAGUCCGUAUUUCUAUCAGAAUCUUGCAGAGGCAGAGUAUAUUGUCGCCAUGUAUAUGUACAUGCGUCUAUUGGGGUAUCCAGCCGCCAAGGUAUCCAUCCUCACCACCUACAAUGGACAGAAGCAUUUAAUACGCGAUGUCAUCAAUGCGCGCUGUGGAAACAACCCUCUGAUCGGCUGGCCGCACAAAGUAACCACUGUGGACAAAUAUCAGGGUCAGCAGAAUGACUAUAUUCUAAUCUCCUUGGUGCGCACAAAAGCUGUCGGCCAUCUGCGUGAUGUGCGUCGUCUUGUGGUGGCUAUGAGUCGUGCCCGUUUGGGUCUUUACAUUUUUGGUCGUGUUUCGCUUUUUAAAAACUGCCUUGAGUUGCAGCAAACAUUCAAGCUGCUCAUGCAACGUCCUCUGGACCUAAACCUUGUGCCUGAGGACAGUUAUCCAACCCAGCGGUUGACAGUCGACAAAGUGGACUGCAAAGCCUGUAAAGUUGUUGAGAAUAUGUCCGAAAUGGCGCAAUUCGUUUAUGAUUUAUACGUGAAAAAAAUGGAAACACUUAAGGAUCAGCUGCCUUCAGAGGAAGAGCUGCGGGAUAUGUAUAAUCAACUGCCACAGGAAGAUGAUAAUAACACGGGAGCUACGGAAAUUCCAACCGAAACCGAAGAGCCGCCAGAGAAAAAAGUGGCAAAAGAUAAGUCGAAAAAUAAAGCGGGCAAUCCGUUCAAGGUGACGCCCAUUCUUAAUGAGAUAAGUGGUGAAGAGGAAGAUGUACAGCAGGAAGAACAAAACACCGGAGCAGAGGAAUCUACACAGCAAGUGGCAACGGAGGAGACUGCGCAGGAGCCAGCAACAGAAGUCGCUGCCAUCGAACUAAGUGACACAACCACGGAGAAGAAUUAGCUGCUGGCCAAUUAUUUAAUUUAAAUAGUUGUUAACAAUACAUUCAAUCUGACAAAUACACACACAAAUAAACACACGCGCAUACAUUUUAUUUGAUAAUCUAA